CCACGCGAUAGUGGGCCGGAGCGGUCGUCUUAUAAGCCUGCGAAGAUCCCCGGCGAAGAUCCCCUGCGAAGAUCCCCGGCCUCAUGCAGGUAUUAAUCACCAAAACUUGCUUAGCAGAAAGAUACGGCCGAGUCUCUUAAUCCGCGAAGAAGAAAAAACAGACGAUUUGACGAUAACUGCGAGCAAGACAGGUGGAUCGAGAUUGCCAACCUUUUUGCACAUCUGCACCUUUGGGGUUUGGGGUAAGACGCUUCUCCUUUUCGAUCGGCGAUACAAGUCCGAGUAGGGAGGCGUUCAAAAGCCACCUCCACAGCCCCAAACUACAAAACACAACCCCUCACAAUGCCUACCGCAACACCAACAACCGCCCCCUCGACAUCAACCCUCGCCAUGCCCACAACACUCUCCUCCUACAACAACACCAUGCUCUCCUACACACGCGCGCAGUUCCAACAGUUCCGCGACACAGCCUCGACCACAGCGCCUGAGCUAGGCAAGGCGAAGGAUGGCUCCAGUACCGUCGGGACGACAUCGAGUAGUGGGUCAAUCCCCGGGAAAGGGAAUGAAGGCCCCAAGUCACCGAUUACUGCGCAUGAUUUUGCGUCGGGGAGGAAAGGUUGAUAGGACUGAGUCCUUUAUGAUUACCUGACAAUGGGUGCGUGCGAUCAAAAGAUAGACGAUACGUUAUAUCACACAUGAGAUAUGAAGCACCUUCGGUCUGGAUGGGAGGGGCAUCUUAUCGGGGCGCAGCAUACGGUAGCGCAGCAUUUGUCUGGCAUUUAGGUCGGGCCUGCACUGCCGUUUGGCAUACGUAUUGGUUAUAUUGGGAUUCAUUCACUCGUUCAUGAUGGAGUACAUUGGAUGAGUAGAAUGGCUGUGGUGAUUUUUGUUUCCCUUGCCAUCACCUUCAGAUCACAAGUAUAUAGUAGCAUGUCAACUUUAGCAAGUAUGCGGCUGUAUCAUAAUGAUAGGUUCAAGAAAGAAGGCAUUUAUUUCGUAUGAAUCUAGCUUGCUGAAGCCCAUACUUUCUUAUUUCUCUGUAGUCGCCUUAAUAUACGCCACCCAACAAACUUUACUAUAUUUCCGAG
Pseudogymnoascus destructans is the source of this 1088-nucleotide messenger RNA. RefSeq lists its product as uncharacterized. Lineage: Eukaryota; Fungi; Ascomycota; Leotiomycetes; Thelebolales; Thelebolaceae. The transcript is spliced from 2 exons. The record is from RefSeq and is a predicted model, not a curated record. The coding region runs from base 343 to 621 and encodes 92 amino acids.